This is a messenger RNA of Capsaspora owczarzaki ATCC 30864, 1455 nucleotides long. RefSeq lists its product as hypothetical. The transcript has 7 exons. Bases 86 to 1342 code for a protein of 418 amino acids. Gene Ontology annotation, cellular component: membrane. The record is from RefSeq and is a predicted model, not a curated record. Gene Ontology annotation, biological process: vesicle-mediated transport. NCBI's taxonomy places the organism in Eukaryota, Filasterea, Ministeriida, Capsasporidae.
CCACCUUUUGAAACCUUCUCAUAUUAUUGUUCGUGCCCAGGUCGCGUUUCUAAGCAAAAAAACUCAAACCAAACAGCUUGCCAACAUGUCCUUUGCCGACUCUAUCAACUCGGCCAGCGGCACCCGGCUCGUCCGCAAGCGCCAACCGGGGACCCAGGGCAGUCCCGGCAGCAGUGUUCGCUCGUCCUUGAGCAACGGCAGCAGUAGUGCGCUCGCGGCUGACCAUGGCGCCGACGAUGACCGCGCUCGGCUUCUGAAUCUCGUUGACCAGUCAGGCGAUGGAGAACUGUCGCCAAGUGUCCGAGCAGAACGGACGCUGCAGCAAGUGAUUGCCGAUGUCAAGUCGGUCGAGGCAGGCAUCGUGAUUGCCAUUGCCAAGUUACAAACACACUGCUCCAACAUUACGUCCUUGCAAAACCAAUUGAUGGGUUCGUCGGUGGAUACAUUCCAAGAGCUAACUCUGGAGCGAGAGCAGGCUGCCUCGACGUUCAACCAUCUCCGGAGCCUGUUUGCCGAAUUGACACAACUGCAACAAUUGGUGCCGGAACAUUUGCAAUCGUGGUUGCAAGCACGAUUUCAACCACUUUUCAUCGACUAUGGCUUUGUCGUGAGCGAGUUUGAGCUGCUCUGCUUCCCUUACAGCGAUCAGUACAGCAACACUCGGCUUGACCGCGAAAACUCGCUCGAUCUGUCUUCGGUGACAACGAGCGCCGAACGCACUGAAUUGAUUGAAAACAAGCAGCGCGAACAGGAACUUGAUCGCUCCAGACGCCGAGAUGAAAUUGUUCACCAGUUAGAACAGAUGGCCGAGGAUGAGCGACAAGUGCUGGAUUCGCGCAAUCCCUUGAUUGAGGAGCAACUCCGUCAACGUCGCGCACGGCAAGAGCAGCUUGAGCGCGAGCUAAUGGAGCUAAACUCAAUGUUUUUCGACCUGCAGCACUUUGUCCAGAAGAGCGCCAGUGUCGUCACACGUCUCGAACAGCAGGUCGAAGAAACUAAAAGCCAAGUUGCUGCCGGGACCAAAGAGCUGAGCAAGGCUGCCAAGAUCCAGGCCGUAAUGUACCCAUUAUUGUUUGGAAUUGUUGGCGGAGCGAUUGCCGGACCAGUGGGCCUUGUUGCUGGCUUGAAAGGUGGCGGCCUCAUGAGCGCAGCUGCGUUGGGCGCAGGAGUGGGCGCUGGUGCGGGCGUCGGUGUGAAGGCGCUUCGCGACAAGUUUGUCGAUCAGCACACUCCGAAACAAUCCCACCCCUCGCAAAUCGCGAUGGUCAACGAAAUGGCAGGCAUUCUCAUCGAAGAGUCUCCAACACGACCCGCCCUCACCGUGCACGAAAAGGUGCGGUAAAGAAGCCAUGUGAGCACACUUUCUCUACAGUACUAUCGUUUAUGACUUGUUCAUGGUCGUCUCGUGCCAAUUAUGCUUCAUUUUUCUACAGUAAAUAGUUUUUGUUAGCCGUU